AUGACGGCGCGGACGCAACGGGGCAGGCUCGGCCUCGAGAGGCCGCCGAGCCUGGCCAUCCCAGCGCUGAAGGACAGCGACCUGAUGCUGGCCGACGGCACGCCAGAGUGCCGCCCGCAGGCGGCGCUCGUGCUGCGCGUGGACGACACCGUGACGAACUCCCCGAUGUCCUCGCUCACGCUGCGCGACGCGACCGUCGCCGACGAAGUCCAGAGCCCGCGCCAGCACCCCCGGCAAGACAACGCAAGCGCCCUGCGCAGCACCGCGCACCGCAGGGGCGCGUCGCCCGCGGCUGCGAGCGUCCUCGCGCGCGAGGCCGCCCCGAGGCGGUCCCGGUGGGUCGAGGUCGAUCCCGACGAGCUCGUCGACGAACCGCUGCUGAUGACCCUCGAGCUGCCGGGGGAGUGCGACGCGCGCCCCGCCCGCGAGGCCGCGCACUGGGCGGCGCUGGCCGAGGCCGGGCGCCGCACGUCGCAGUGGGUCGCGACCUCUCCGACGCCCCCCGCCGGGCAGUGCCCCGCCUGGCUGCGAGCCGUGGAGACGGUCGAGGAGCUCAUGGGGAGCGCGUGCCGGCGCACGUCGUUCGGCACGGUCGCGAACGAGCCCGAGCGGCUGCGGGCGCCCUCCGCGGCCCGCGUGACGGAUGCCGUCGCCCCCGCGCCUGACUCGGCGAUGGAGGAGCCUGACGCGGGCGGGGGGUGUGUCGCGGGCGCGCGGGCGGCGGACGGGGCCUCGUUCUGCGAGAAGAGGCGGCUCAAGCGCUUCAGCCUGGACGCCCCGUGA
Pedinophyceae sp. YPF-701 is the source of this 783-nucleotide messenger RNA. The record is from the annotation of a GenBank genome assembly. NCBI's taxonomy places the organism in Eukaryota, Viridiplantae, Chlorophyta, Pedinophyceae.